AUGCUUCGACGUCUGAAAGCACAAGUUAGUCAAGUUGCAAACGAACUGCCUGGAGUUCUUUCGCCAUCAUCUCGUAAUGACGGUAGACAAUACCUUUCUUCAUCCGAUACCAGCCAGGAUAACAUUGAUGAUGAAGUCGAGGGUUUUCUUUGCCCUAUAUGUAUGAGUACUUUCACUGCACCAGAAUUGCUAUCAGAACACUUUGAGGAAGCUCAUAACAAGGUGAAUGAUUUUAUUUUAAGGCAAUUUUAUGCUCCGUUUCCUUGUGCUAACUCUACCAAUUCUUUUUCCUCGAAGGAUAAAGAAAUCGAAGAACUACGUAUUCAGAUUAAUGAGGAACGUAUCUAUUCAGAGGAAGUCGAUCGUAUUCAGUCCAUUGUUGCCCAAGCGACAGAUGUACCGCAUGGAGAUGUGCCUUAUCUUAUGCAGCAAAUUCAAGUACUUGAGGCGGGAAAGAGUAUGGGUACGAGAAUGUUGGAGUUUGAGAAGGAAAAUAUUCAACUAAAGAGAGUAUCAGAAAACGGUCAGCAGGAAAAGUACGACAUUAUGGUAAAGCUAAAACAACUUAGUGGGCAGAUUCGUGAACUAACUGAUGAAAAUGAAGGGAACUGGAUCUCCUCAAUAAAACGCUUGAUCAGAGGUGUUCAAAGCUUUGCUAUGCUUGAAUUUAUGUUUUCCUUAACAAUUCUUUCUAGACCAAGUGAGGACGACGUUGCCGUGUUAAGAACUGAGCUAAUUCACGCUCAGAAGUUGAUGGACGAGAUAUCUCAACAAAAAGAUGUUGAAAUCAGUGAACAACUUAACUCUAUUAGGCAGCUUAAUAUGGAGCGGGAAAGUUUCUUUUUUCAGGCUGAACGUUUUGUCGAGAUCGAGAAAGAGAUUGAAGAAGAACGACGUACAUCACAUGAUCGUAUAAAUAAACUGAAAGAAGUAAUUCGGUCAAAGGAGGCAAAUAUAUUAGAGACUCGAAAACAACUAGAAGAGUUAGCAGAAAAAAAUCGCCUUCUUCGUGAAAAAGAGCGCCAAAUAGAAGAAAGUCGUCAAAAAAUUGAGGACUCAAUAUCUCGAAUAGCUGAUGCAGAGUUGAAAGCGCGGAAAUUGGUCCGUAUUCUCUAUGUCAAUCUUAAGAAUCUUCUGAUGGCCAUCAUCGAUAUUGCAGGAAGUCAUACUUUUUUAGACACGGGUAUAAUGUACCAUUUCAGAUGCUUAAACACCGAGAGUGAUUUGGAUUUUGAAAGAGAUCGAGCAUUAGAAAACAAACGGCGAUUCGAUGAAGCGUUAUCGGCAAUGCACGAGUUAGGACGAGCCAACCAAUCGUUGCAGAUGGAUAUUUCUAAACACACAUCGCGAUCAUGGCUGGAUGAUUCGGCCGCAGUUAAUUGUACAGCAUGUGGGAAAUUGUUCAGUUUGACAGUUCGGAAACAUCACUGUCGUGUUUGCGGAUUGAUUUUCUGUAAUCCAUGUAGUUCUAAGACAGCACAGAUUGCGAGUCACAAAAAUCCAGUAAGAGUUUGCGACAAUUGUUUCACAGAAGUGCAAAACAGGUGA
Messenger RNA from Angiostrongylus costaricensis, 1548 nucleotides. NCBI's taxonomy places the organism in Eukaryota, Metazoa, Nematoda, Chromadorea, Rhabditida, Metastrongylidae. The record is from the annotation of a GenBank genome assembly.